Messenger RNA from Sus scrofa (pig), 1942 nucleotides. It is a transcript of the gene FOXA3, whose product is annotated as forkhead box A3. The record is from RefSeq and is a predicted model, not a curated record. NCBI's taxonomy places the organism in Eukaryota, Metazoa, Chordata, Mammalia, Artiodactyla, Suidae. Gene Ontology annotation, molecular function: transcription factor binding; RNA polymerase II cis-regulatory region sequence-specific DNA binding; protein domain specific binding. Gene Ontology annotation, biological process: anatomical structure morphogenesis; cell differentiation; regulation of transcription by RNA polymerase II.
GCCGCCUCCCGCGGCGCCCGGGACGGCUGGGACCCUGGGCGGUCGGACGGACCGGCGCCGGUCAGGACUCGGGCCGUGCCGGCUGAGGGAUCCGAAGCGCCGCUGCGAUCCCCCCGGGGCCGGAGCAGGGGCGGGUGGGGGCGCAGGCCCGGGGGAUGCUGGGCUCGGUGAAGAUGGAGGCCCAUGACCUGGCCGAGUGGAGCUACUAUCCGGAGGCGGGCGAGGUCUAUUCUCCGGUGACCCCAGUACCCACCAUGGCCCCCCUCAACUCCUACAUGACCUUGAACCCUCUGAGCUCUCCCUACCCCCCUGGGGGGCUCCCUGCCUCUCCACUGCCCACAGGACCCCUGGCACCCCCGGCCCCCACAGCACCCCUGGGACCCACCUUCCCAGGCCUGGGUGCUAGCAGUGGUGGAGGCAGCAGCUCAGGGUACGGAGGCCCCGGAUCGGGGCUGGUGCACGGGAAUGAGAUGCCGAAAGGGUACCGGCGGCCCCUGGCACACGCCAAGCCACCGUAUUCCUACAUCUCGCUCAUCACCAUGGCCAUCCAGCAGGCGCCCGGCAAGAUGCUGACCUUGAGCGAGAUCUACCAGUGGAUCAUGGACCUCUUCCCCUACUACCGGGAGAACCAGCAGCGCUGGCAGAACUCUAUCCGCCACUCGCUCUCUUUCAACGACUGCUUCGUCAAGGUGGCGCGCUCCCCAGACAAGCCGGGCAAGGGCUCCUACUGGGCCCUGCACCCCAGCUCAGGUAACAUGUUUGAGAACGGCUGCUACCUGCGCCGCCAGAAGCGCUUCAAGCUGGAGGAGAAGGUGAAGAAAGGGGGAGGCGGGACCUCCGCCUCCAGGAACAGUGCGGGCUCUGCCUCCUCCACCAGCACCCCUGCUGCCCCCGUCACCUCCCCCCCGAAGCCCCAGCCUCCCCCUGCCGAGCCUGAGGCCCAGAGUGCCGAAGAUGUGGGGGCUCUGGACUGUGGCUCACCCCCUUCCUCCACACCCUAUUUCUCUGGCCUGGAUCUCCCCGGGGAGCUGAAGCUGGAUGCACCCUACAACUUCAACCACCCCUUCUCCAUCAACAACCUGAUGUCGGAGCAGACGCCAGCACCUCCCAAGCUGGACGUGGGGUUCGGGGGCUAUGGGGCAGAGGGGGGCGAGCCUGGGGUCUACUACCAGGGCCUCUAUUCCCGCUCUCUGCUUAACGCAUCCUAGCAGGGGGGCAGGAGCGUGGUGGGUGGGGUAUGGCCGAAACUCACACCAUUAAGCUCUUGGGGCCUGAUCCUCCGGGGACAGUUUGCUUGUCCCAUCAGUUAACACCUUGGUUGGUCUAUUACUUACUGUGGUGACUGCCAUCUCUGUGGGCAUCCCCUGGGUACUGUGAUAACUGCCACUGACACGUUGGUGGGCCCACUGGGUACUGUAGAGUCUGCCAUGUUGAUUGAUGUUAUCAGUUGGCCUAUUGGGUGCUCCAGCGGCCGCCAUCUGGGAUGACAUCUUGGUUGACCCUUUGGGUACAGUUCUGACACUAUUUUAGUUGCGUUUUCUUUGGCCCAGUGGGUGCUGUGAUCACUUCUCUGUUGGUGACUUCUUGGCAUGGUAGGUGCCGUAUUGGCUACCAUCCUCCAUAAUACUGUUUUUGGCCCAUUGGGUGCUAUGAUGGCACCACCUGGACUCUGACAUAACCGGUGUGCCACUGGGCAUCCAUCAUGAUGGCCACCACGGCCCCUGCGUUGGCCAUGCCAUCACCAUCUCCGGUGCGAGCUGAGUGAGGGGCGGAGAUGAGGAUACUCCUUGGUUUUUCUCCUGGAGCCCAUCCCCCCUCUGGUCCUGGAGAAACCAGAAAGGACUGGGUAGGGUGUGGGGAAUUUCUACUGAAGUCUGGUUCUUGCCUGGGAAGCGGGAUACUGGCUGUGUUUGACCAUUAAAGGCACCACUUCUGCCUCUUA